AUGGGUUGGCUGGAAGCAUCAAACUGGCAGCUUCACGUUUCCUUGAUCGUGCUACUCUCCAUGCACAUGAAGGCUAACCUGAUGGACAAUAGGGUCCUAAUGUGCUCUCUCAGCAUGCAUAUGCCAGCGACCAAACCCAACGGUGAGAGUACGGUACCUGCUCCUACCCAGAAGCCAAUGUGGUGUCGCUGUAAUCUCCACUGUAGAGCGGACUCGGUCAACAGCACCUGCAGGACUGAUGGCUACUGUUUCACCACAGUAGAAGAUGAAGAGUCUGGAGGACAUACAAUUGCCUCAGGAUGCCUACGCUUCGAAGGCUUAGACAUCCAAUGCCAGGAUAUGCUCAUAAUACAUGAGAGAAGAACUCUUUCUAUUGCGUGCUGCAGAGACAAAGAUUUCUGCAAUGAAAACCUUCACCCAGCGCUGCCACCUCUGAGAAAUAGCGAUUGUGUUGAAGGAAACAUUGGUCAUAGGGCCUUGCUGAUCUCAGUGAUCGUUUGCAAUAUACUCCUGGUACUUCUCAUCAUAUUCUGGUACUUCAGGCACAAAAGGCAAGCAACCAGACCUCAUUACUGCAUUGGAGUUGAACAGGAUGAGACUUACUUUACUCCAGGGGAAACCCUGAAAGACUCGACUCAAUGGUCUCAGAGCACAGGAAGUGGGUCUAGUUUCCCUAUGGUUGAAAUUACUAUAGCAAGGCAGAUUGAGAUGGUGAAACAGACCGAUAAAGGUCGCUAUGGAGAAGUUUGGAUGGGAAAGUGGCGUGAAGAAAAGGUAGCUGUAAAAGUGUUCUUCGCCACUGAGGAGGCCAGCUGGUUGAAAGAGACUGAAAUCUACGAGACUGUCCUGUUGAGACAUGAAAACAUUUUGGGGUUCAUUGCUGCGGACAUUAAAUGUACGGGGACUUUGACCGAACUGUAUCUUAUCACAGACUACCAUGAGCAUGGCUCCCUGUAUGAUUAUCUGACAUCCACUCCCUUGGAUCCAAAAGCCAUGCUAAACCUGGCCUAUUCUUCUGCUAGCGGCUUGUGCCACUUGCACAUGGAGAUCUUCGGGACUCAAGUCAAGCCAGCUAUUGCCCACCGGGAUCUGAAAAGUAAGAACAUCCUAGUGAAAAAGGAUGGAACCUGCUGUAUAGCAGACCUAGGCUUGGCAGUUAAAUGGUUUAGUGAUAAAAAUGGGGUGGACGCAGCACCUAAAAAACUGGUAGGAACAAAGCGCUAUAUGGCUCCUGAGGUGCUGGAUAAAAGGUUGAAUAGGAAUCACUUCCAGUCAUAUCUCAUGGCCGAUAUGUACAGUUUUGGACUCAUCCUUUGGGAGGUAGCAAGGAGAUGUGUGUCAGAAGGAAUAGUUGACAAAUACCAGCUUCCAUACCAUGAUCUUCUGCCCACCAACCCCUCCUGCAAGGACAUGUGGGAGAUCGUGUGUAGAAAGAAGCUCCGUCCCGCAUUACCCAGUAGAUGGAGAAGUGACGAGUGCCUGAGACAAAUGGAAAAACUCAUGACAGAGUGUUGGGCUCACGACCCUGCUUCUCGGCUCACAGCCCUGCAAGUAAAGAAAACACUUGCCAAAAUGAUGGAGUCACAGGACAUUACAAUCUGA
Gopherus evgoodei (Goodes thornscrub tortoise) is the source of this 1602-nucleotide messenger RNA. Its product is annotated as bone morphogenetic protein receptor type-1B-like. Gene Ontology annotation, biological process: protein phosphorylation; dorsal/ventral pattern formation; cellular response to growth factor stimulus. The record is from RefSeq and is a predicted model, not a curated record. Bases 1 to 1602 code for a protein of 533 amino acids. Lineage: Eukaryota; Metazoa; Chordata; Testudines; Testudinidae. Gene Ontology annotation, molecular function: ATP binding; transforming growth factor beta receptor activity, type I; SMAD binding. The transcript is spliced from 13 exons. Gene Ontology annotation, cellular component: signaling receptor complex; plasma membrane.